Molecule: messenger RNA, 2542 nt
Organism: Cherax quadricarinatus
Lineage: Eukaryota; Metazoa; Arthropoda; Malacostraca; Decapoda; Parastacidae
Source: RefSeq, a predicted model, not a curated record
CUGUUGAUGACAACUCUCUCAAUAGCUGACGAAGAUAUGAGAAGUCAGACCCCAAGAGGACAUGGUCAGCUCUACAGAGGACCUGGCCAUUCCUCCAAAAGACCAGGUCAUCCCAACAGGAGACUUGAUCAGUCCACUAGAAGACCCGGUCAGCCCACUAAAGUACCUGGCUCCGACCACCUCGUUGUGCAGACGGAGUUUCCUUAUGUGUUUUGGCGCGCCUCCUCACGGCCUUACACACCGAAGCCGCCAUAUCCAGAAUAUUUGGAAUCCAAGAAUUAUCCAUAUUUUUAUGGAGACGGAAAAGAUGACUCCAUCAGUGACCCCACCACCUGGAAGAUUAUGCCCAUUCAAAUACCUGACGACCUGGUGAGUGACACAAGCCAGUGGACACCCAUGACAACCAUGGAAAUGACCAAAUAUCUGAUUCCUCCUACUCCUCAGUACGGCCGCCACCCUGGCGUCACCGAAUCACCUCAUCUUUUCCACCCCGAAAGACUCUAUACACACGUCAAGAACGAGAGUCACUAUUUACCUAGCGUUUCCAGAUAUACAGACCAUCGACUGCCCAACAAAGAAGCUGCGGACGAGAAAGACUCUUAUACUUUUUAUCAGCCUGAAUAUCUUAGGUCACCCCAGCAAGUUAAUCAAACUGAGAAGCCCGAACUAUCGUUGUCUUGGCACCAGAGUCUCAUGAAACAGUUAGAACCCUUCAUUGACUCUCAUUUACCUAAAUUACCUUCUUUACCCAGAUUUCCGAGCAUAAACGGUAAUAAUAUAAUAGACAGAGUGCCCAGGUGGCCCCUGAACGAGAAACGGGACACACAUACACAACCCACAAUUACCCAGGGGGAGCCAAACACUGUGCAACUUGGGAAGCAAGUGGUACACAAGUUCUAUCCCAUCCUGUCCUACACACAUCCAGAUUACCAGGAAACUAUAACAUGGAAGAAAACAAACAGGCCCAUUGAUUUCCAUCCUUUUCACAGCGAACAGUUACAUCUGAACGGCCAGUCAUCUGAUCAAAACAACCAAAACUUUCCAGCUGAACAUCUCUUUCUUUCUGUGAACAGCAACAGCAACACUGGCCUGCAAUAUGCACAAUUGAGUGACAACCGCAAUUACUAUAAUGGUAAUUCACCAUCUCCUGGGCAAUUUCAUAACAGAAACGAACAUUUAUCAGCAAACAGAGCAGGAUAUGAAUCCUACAGUCAUGGGGUUUAUAGGAGUGGCGACAAUGUAGCAAGUGGCCACUCAAAUUCUUCCUCUGGGGAUAAACAUCUCUCGCAAGGCGAUCAGUUUCCAAAUUCAUACCAACUGCCACAGGAACAUGAAUCACAUUCAACAAGCAGCCACUUUGAAAUAAUACAGGAAAAACACAGCCCAGACCAAAAUCACCCCUUGACGUACCAUCAUCGCCCAGUAGGUGAUCAAAAUAAACCAGACAGAGGUCAGCAUCACAUAAUUAAUAGUAAAGAUAAUGAACAUUCGGAACCAAACUGGCCAUCAAAUGAUUCAAGUUACUCACUGGAAGAAAUGAAUCAGUCGAUUCAAAGUAGCCAUAACAUGUACUACAAACGUCCCACGCAACCUCUACGUCAAAGCGCAAGUCAAGCCAAUAGACCAGAAUCUCAGCAAGGUUACAACAGACCAGAAUCUCAGCAAGGUUUCAGCAACAGCUUUGUUAAUCCCCAGCCUCAGGACUACAGCUCGCCUGCUGACGACUGGAAAGACCAGCAGCCACGUCCGUUGCUAUCUCAGUUGUUCCCUGAUUCGGCGAUAGUAGAUAGAUUGGCAAACAUUGACCCACUGUCACCGGCUUCGGUGAUUUCUGGAGGAAUGCUGGUGUUAGCCCUAGCCCUCGCUCUCUUCUACUUCAACUACGUGUGGUACCCAACCCCGGUAGUCACGGCUAAGAUGAUUAAACUUCUGUUAGAUGCUGCGCCGAGCGAACUUAUUACUGCAGAUCAAGAGAAAGCCAUUACAGAGGUAUAUGAGGUGUUCCGGAGCCUUGAGACGACCUACUCUCACAACCAGGACCUGUGGUUGCCCUUUUGUAAGAACAGGAUGGUGUGUCAGGUCCACAAGGAGGUGCCCGGCCUGUGGCAGGUCACCCAAGCCUACGCUGCUCUUGUCAGGUCGAGCUUAGCGACGGGACCUGAGAAUAGUGAUGACUUGGAUGCGUACCUGAAGGCGGCGCAGCAAGGGGAGGCGGCGACCUCCUGCGAUACCCACUACCCAGCCUGCACCAUGCCCCCUGUUCCCGUCAGGGCAUCACUCCAAAGACUUCUAGGUAUUGUACAAGACAACUACCCCGAAGUCGUCUACAGCUAGACUACAGCUGUGUUCUUGAGAACAACCUGAAGAGUUAGAAAUUACUGAGCUUCUUGUCUUGGUUAAAAUCUCAUCUAAAUCAAGCGAAAGAAAUUAAAGAAUUACGAAGAAAUUUUAAAACAAACUAAUACAUAAAAAUAAAGAUCAUGGUCAGAUCAGAUUAUACAGAAUUCCCAGGUAUCAAAAAUAUUUAUUGCUUCCGUGUACA